AAUAAUGAAUUCCGAUUGAAAUGAAAUUAGUCUGUUGAAAAUAUUACAAAUAAUUAGUAACAACUGCGGCGACAGCUGUUCCGAUUUUUGUGCUUUCUCGUGCCCAUCGCUACGUUCUUAGUUUCGCACGAAGCCAAACGUAAGGAUUUUCAGACAAAGGCUCAAUUAACUUGUGUGUAGGUUGAACGUGUGGCUCAAGUAAAACUCCUUAUAAGUGGCAAAUGUUGGCCAACAUGAAGGGAACACUGAGGGAAUUCUUUUGGCUUAUGGCUCUAAUUUCAAGCAUUUGCUUGGCAAAUGGACGACAAAUUCGCUAUAGCCGUUAUGCCACUGAGAUUACCGAGGACAAUGUUCAUGACUAUCACAUUGUGGGACCAUUUGAAGUGGAAGCGACAGUAAGAGAGAUUAAGUUGGCACCUUACGCUGCCGCCGGCUUUAGACCUGCCAAAGCCUUUCCAUUGCCCAACGAAAAGCAAAAUGAGAAUGUAGAUGACAAUAAUGAAUCGGUAACAGAUGUAUCGUCGACAACAAUAGCCAAUGGGGGUGAUAGUUUGUCUUUGGCCACCAUCACCUCUACCACUGAAGGAUUUGUAGGAGUAGAGGCAACAACAACAGCAACUUCAAAUAAUGCUGAAGACUCUAUAGUGGUGUAUAAUGCUGAGGAACCUUAUCCUGCCAAUGGUUUCAGGCCGAAAAUAUCUUUCAAUUUGCCCAACGAGCUUUCUGAUAGAAGUCAGAGAGCAGAAGAGCCAAUCACAGAAUCUAGCACAACGGCAAUUGCAGAAGAAGGGGGUUUGGACACAAGUCAAGGAGCAGAAUUUGCAACCGGAGAGCCAAUCACUGAAUCUAGCACAACAGCAAUUGAAGAAGAAGCCACUACCACAGAAUUGAGCACAGCAGUUCCUUUGGCCGAAUUCACCACUAGAAUGCCUGAAAUUGAAGCCAAGGCUCCUUAUCCAGCGGCAGGAUUUAGGCCUCGAAUACCUUUUAACUUACCCAGUGACAAUCAAGUCAAAGAUUUAGAACCCAAAGAGCCCACUAACACCGAUAUUCCCCCAAAUCAGGUUGCCGAAGAGGAAUCUCUACCUCAAGCCCCCUACCCUGCUGCAGGCUUCAGACCCUCAAAAGCUUUCCUUCCACCCAAUGAACAGUUGAACAACGAUGACCAACAGCCGCAGGAUAAUAGCAAACAUCCUGUCUGUGGUUCAAGUACAAAUCCUUUGGCUCCCAAACCCCUGGAUGGCGAAAUGAAAGAUCCCGAUGCGGAAACCAUAUUUGUUAAUCCCAAAACGGUGAUAGUGCCAGUAAGGACAGCAGCUCAACCUCUAAUCCUAGCCAGGCCUUUUUUCUAUAUGACACACAUACAAGCGUGGUAACAUAGCUUCCAUCAGCGGCUCACCUUUCCUUUAGAGAUAAAUAUUUAAUGGAGGAAUUUAAAAUUCCCAAAAAUGUCCGCAUUCAGUAUUCCCUUUGUUGUUAUUUCUGUUUGUUAAGUUUUUUUUUUUUUCUAUAUGUCCCAGAGCUUUGUGUGCGUUUUUUGGCCCAUGUUCCCCUUGGGUAACACCAUCAACGAAACAAAAAA
Molecule: messenger RNA, 1582 nt
Organism: Stomoxys calcitrans (stable fly)
Lineage: Eukaryota; Metazoa; Arthropoda; Insecta; Diptera; Muscidae
Exons: 1
Coding region: 222-1376 (384 amino acids)
Source: RefSeq, a predicted model, not a curated record